Molecule: messenger RNA, 891 nt
Organism: Didymodactylos carnosus
Lineage: Eukaryota; Metazoa; Rotifera; Eurotatoria; Philodinida; Philodinidae
Source: the annotation of a GenBank genome assembly
AUGGCAGAAAAUUUUCCAUCUUUUAACGGAUUUACAACACCAAAAAAUGAUGUUAAUAGUGAAUAUUUAGCUACUCUAAUUGAAAUGGGUAUACCAAACGAUUUAGCUAGACAAGCAUUAAUACUCGUUGAAAAUCGGAGUCUCGAAGAAGCUUUAUCAAUUGUAUUUAAUGAACCAUCACCAUCUGCUUUACGAACAACAUUUGAAAAUAGUCGUGAGCAAGCGAUUCAAGCGAAUUUUUCUGGCGUCAGUUUUCAAGCGGUAGAAUCUGAUAGUGAUUCUGAGAUUGAUAAAAUGUAUAAAAUGUUAUUCGUUGUUAAUGGCUCAUUGAAAAUGAGUUCGGGUAAAAUGUGUGCUCAAGUAGCUCAUGCCGCAGUCGAUUUAUAUUCACAAUUAAAUGAUCAACGUUCAAAGGCCUUAAAUUAUUGGACAAGAUAUGGUCAAACGAAAAUUGUUGUACGUGGAAAUUCAGCCGAAGAAUUAUUUGAAAUACAAAGUCAAGCUUCUCGAACGAAAGGAAUCGUUACCGCGAUUAUACAAGACGCGGGUAGAACAGAAAUUGAAACCUCAUCUGUCACAUGUCUUGGUUUAUUUGGUACAAAUUCUAACUUAGAUCCUAUAACGGGUCAUUUGAAGUUGAUGCACGAUUGUUUAAAAUGUAGUAAUAAUGACAGUAUAACGAAAAUGAAUAGUGAUGGUAGACAACGUCAAACAACAAAAAGAGCAAGAGGAAAACAAAAAAAUGAUAUUAAAGGAGAAGAAAGUCCGGCAGAAGAUUCAACAGUAGUAGCGAUUAAUUCUCAAUCAGAUAUAUUAGAUGUGCAAUCAACGAUCACAAAUACUGAUGGACAUGUUAAACAGACAGAAACGGAAAUUGUUGAAAUAAAAUAA